AUCGAGUUCUGUGUGAGAUCUGCGAAAGAAAAAAAAAAAACUAGAGAUAGAAAGAGAAAGAAGGGAGAGAUUUUCGUCUCCGAGGGAGAAAAAUUUUCAGGCGGGAAGAGGCGGAAAGCUGGAGUCGUAUCCUCUGUUGUGGAUUGUGUAUUGAGAUAAUCUUGUGGCGGUUUUGGUUUUUUGUUGAUUUUUGGAGGCGUUUUUUUCGAAUCUGCUUUUUGGUUUUCUUCCGCCAUGAGGAUCCGGAAGAACGCGAAGUUAUCGCCACUGUUGUUUUCGGCUGUGGAGUGCGUUCCGCAGGUUCUUCAGACGCACGUUUGUCAGUUGAACCAGUCGCCAUGGGAUGUGAUUCCUCUCGAGCAACACGCCGCGCACCAGCUCGAGGAGGUCGAAGAUAGCUUCUACGAAAAUGCUAGUUUAGGCGGUUCUAUCGGAGCCGUCGAGAGCGUUGCGUCGAUGAUGGAGGGAUCAGCGAAGUUAUCGAAUAAUAAUAUUGUUAUUACCAACGAGAGUGAAGUAAUGGCAGACAAGGAUGGGGAUUAUUGUGAAGAUUUUGAUGAAAAUGGAGAUGAAUUCGAGAAAUUAGUCGAUAGCAGUUUGAAACAAUUUCAGGAGGAAGAUUAUUCUUCGUUUAGUUUCGACCGCCGUCACCACCACCGCCGUUCACAUCUUAGGUCUAGCGAGAAUAAUUAUUAUUCUACUCUCAAUAAUUCCUCGAUUUCAAAGAAAUCCGCCGCCGGAUGUACCGUCUCGCGGCGGAUGCGGCCGCCAAAGGCUUCGAAGAAGGCGGUUAGUGCGGCGACGGGAUCGAAUCCGUACGAGUUUUAUUAUUAUUCUGGAUUCGGACCGCUGUGGGGGAAGAAACGACGGGAGAGAGGAGGGGAAGACGGUGGGAAAUCGAGCGAAAAUAGGGCGGGAAUUCGGAGUAAUGCGACGGUGCCGUCGCCGUCACCGUCGGAAAUGGACGGCGAGGAAUUGGAUUAUGUCGAAGAGGACGACGACGAUGAGGAGGAGGAGAAGGACGGCGACGGCGGGAAGAAGCGGAUGAGGAAGCCGGUGAAAGCGCGGUCGUUGAAGUCGCUGAUGUGAAAGAAGAAAUUGGAUUUGGAUUUGAAUUUGGAAUUUGGAAUUGGGAUUUUGGAAUUUCGAAUUGG
Molecule: messenger RNA, 1154 nt
Organism: Cucurbita moschata (crookneck pumpkin)
Lineage: Eukaryota; Viridiplantae; Streptophyta; Magnoliopsida; Cucurbitales; Cucurbitaceae
Exons: 4
Coding region: 235-1089 (284 amino acids)
Source: RefSeq, a predicted model, not a curated record